Messenger RNA from Gastrolobium bilobum, 2306 nucleotides. RefSeq names its product protein KINESIN LIGHT CHAIN-RELATED 2. Gene Ontology annotation, molecular function: protein binding. Bases 13 to 2151 code for a protein of 712 amino acids. The record is from RefSeq and is a predicted model, not a curated record. NCBI's taxonomy places the organism in Eukaryota, Viridiplantae, Streptophyta, Magnoliopsida, Fabales, Fabaceae. The transcript is spliced from 2 exons.
UUAUACUGUUCAAUGCCUGGUUUAGCUAUGGACGAGUUGAAUAUGAAUAGUUCAAUAGGGGAACCUAGUGGGAGUUAUACACCCCAUAAGGAAAAUUUUACUCAGCAAGCAUCUCCAAGGAGUACUCUGAGUCCAAGAAGUAUUCAGAGUGACUCAAUUGAUUUGGCUAUUGAUGGUGUGGUGGAUACCUCUAUUGAGCAAUUGUAUCACAAUGUGUGUGAAAUGAGGAGUUCUGAUCAGUCACCCUCCAGGGCUAGUUUUUACUCAUAUGGUGAAGAGUCAAGGAUUGAUUCAGAGUUGUGCUAUCUUGUUGGAGAUAUUGUAGAGAUUACAAAGGAGGUGGUUACUGAGAAUAAAGAGGAUUUCAAUGGUUCAACACCUGAGAAAGAUGUUGUGUCAUGUGGAAAGGAACAUACAAAGAAGGAUAAUAACCAAUUUGAAGGAUCAACCAAGUCAAAUCCUCCCAAAAGCAAAAAUUUGCGUGAGAGGCCACCUAAUUACAAGAGGGGUGAGAAGGGUGCUAGAAAAGCAAAUGGUGUUUACAACAUGAGGAAGCAUAGGAACCUUGGUUUGAAAGGAAUUGAGGAGCGUAUUGCUGCUGCUGGGUUAGAUAACCCAGAUCUUGGACCAUUUUUACUCAAGCAAACAAGAGAUAUGAUCUCUUCAGGUGAGAAUUCCCAUAAAGCUCUUGAAUUGGCUCUUAGAGCUUUGAAAUCAUUUGAGAUGUGUGCAAAUGGGAAACCCAAUUUAGAAUUGGUCAUGUGUCUGCAUGUUUUGGCAACAUUAUACUGUAAUUUAGGACAGUAUAAUGAGGCCAUUCCCAUUCUUGAGCGUUCCAUUGAUAUUCCUGUCUUAGAGGAUGGACAAGAUCAUGCACUAGCUAAGUUUGCAGGGUGCAUGCAAUUGGGGGAUACUUAUGCAAUGAUAGGGCAGAUAGAGAAUUCUAUACUGUUUUAUACAGCAGGUCUUGAAAUUCAAGGGCAAGCCUUGGGGGAAACAGACCCAAGAUUUGGUGAGACAUGUCGCUAUGUGGCUGAGGCUCAUGUUCAGGCACUGCAGUUUGAUGAGGCUGAGAAGCUGUGUAAGAUGGCUCUUGAUAUUCACAAGGAAAAUCGGUCUCCUGCUUCCAUUGAAGAAGCAGCAGAUAGGAGACUAAUGGGGCUUAUCUGUGACUCAAAGGGUGAUUAUGAAGCUGCUCUAGAGCAUUAUGUUUUAGCAGGCAUGGCCAUGGCAGCAAAUGGCCAAGAAGUUGAUGUAGCUUCGGUUGAUUGCAGCAUAGGUGAUGCCUAUCUUUCACUGGCACGCUAUGAUGAGGCAGUUUUUUCUUAUCAGAAAGCACUCACUGUCUUCAAAUCAACCAAAGGAGAGAAUCAUCCAUUGGUUGCUUCAGUCUAUGUCCGGUUAGCUGAUUUGUACAACAAAAUAGGGAAAUUCAAGGAAUCAAAAUCUUACUGUGAAAAUGCACUGAGAAUUUUUGGGAAGAUCAACCCCGGGAUCCCUUUGGAAGAGGUUGCUAGUGGUCUAAUAGAUAUUGCUGCCAUCUAUCAAUCCAUGAAUGAUUUGGAGAAGGGAUUGAAGUUACUCAAAAAGGCCUUGAAGAUAUUUGGCAAUGCUCCUGGUCAACAAAGUACUAUUGCAGGAAUUGAGGCCCAAAUGGGGGUCAUGUGUUAUAUGCUAGGGAACUAUUCUGAUUCUUACAACAUCUUCAAAAGUGCUAUUGCCAAGUUUCGUGCCAGUGGAGAAAAGAAAUCUGCUUUGUUUGGGAUUGCAUUGAACCAAAUGGGUCUUGCCUGCGUGCAGCGUUAUGCUAUAAAUGAGGCUGCAGAUUUGUUUGAAGAGGCCAAGACUAUAUUGGAAAAAGAGUAUGGUCCAUAUCACCCUGACACAUUAGGGGUCUAUAGCAAUCUAGCAGGCACCUACGAUGCAAUGGGAAGAGUGGAUGAUGCCAUCGAAAUUUUGGAAUAUGUAGUUGGAAUGAGAGAAGAGAAGCUUGGAACAGCAAAUCCUGAUGUGGAUGAUGAGAAGCGAAGGUUGGCAGAAUUGUUGAAGGAAGCAGGCAGGGCUAGGAACAGGAAAUCAAGAAUAUCACUGGAAAAUCUCCUUGAUUCAAACCCUCAGCUUAUAAAAGACAAUGGCAUUAAGGUCCUAUGAAGCCGGGGCUGUAUAUAAAACACAAUGAGAUUAGCCGGUUUGCUUAUUUUGAUCAUUGUUUGCAAAUUUGGCCUAAAAUCAAUAACAAAGUGGAAAUAGUUUCCACUUCCAAUUGUUAAUGUUCACAAGAAGUUACUUUGUAUGUCUAUUUUCUA